Molecule: messenger RNA, 864 nt
Organism: Aedes aegypti (yellow fever mosquito)
Lineage: Eukaryota; Metazoa; Arthropoda; Insecta; Diptera; Culicidae
Exons: 1
Coding region: 1-864 (287 amino acids)
Biological process (GO): sensory perception of smell
Molecular function (GO): odorant binding
Source: RefSeq, a predicted model, not a curated record
AUGCGAGCUUUGGCAGCCAUCGUUUUUGUAGGACUGGUGUCCGUGACGGUUUCGGAGUACAUCCAUUACAUCAUUUUCAAAAGCUUCGAUAACGCUCUCAAAGAAUGUGCCCAGUACUAUGAGGUUAGCGAUUGUGAUCUAAACCAAUACGUCGCCGAAUCGUACCCCGACAAACCGGAAGUGCGUCGUCUGGUGAGAUGUGCCCUGAUCAAUUUGCAGAGCUGGUACGAUUCCACAGGACUGAUAGAAAGUGAAAUCAUCAACUUCUUCCAACCUUCCUGUUCGGAUGAUUGCUACAAAAACAGAACCCAGGCUUGCCUCAACUCCGUAGCAGCCACCGUGUGCCCAGCUGACGUGAACAAUUGGGCCUAUCAAUCGUUCAUGUGCUACUUCCGCUACUACGGAAAUUUGCUGUCUACUGAUCAGUUCCUGCGGUAUGCCCCACUGGAAAUUUCGCAAACUUUUGCUACAGCCGUCGAAGUUUUGGAACUAUCCCAAGACACUCUGGUGGAAUUCUGCAAGGGUAACAUUCUGAACAACGACCAAUUCCCAGCUGUUCUGUACCAAACAUCAGUGCGCUUCGGAUUCUUCACGGUGGCUAACGGAGUGCAGUUGAUGCGUCUCUACAACCAAUUCGGUAAUCCUCAACUGCUGGCACCGGAAACGCAACAGUGUGUCAGUAAAGUUGCCGCUGAUUACUGUGGUUCCGAUGAUGUAACCGUGGUGUAUCAGACCUACGUGCAGUGCUUGGCUAAUUUGGCCCCGAUUGUCGAUUUGAUUCGAGAAUUCUCCAAGACACAAGUCAGUGAUCCGUCCGUUUGUGACUGCACAUCUCCUCAGAUCCAAGUGUACAACCUUGUUUAA